Molecule: messenger RNA, 1632 nt
Organism: Vicia faba (fava bean)
Lineage: Eukaryota; Viridiplantae; Streptophyta; Magnoliopsida; Fabales; Fabaceae
Source: the annotation of a GenBank genome assembly
AUGAUGCAGCAACAACAACAAGUGAGUAAUGGUAACAGCAAUCGCAUAGUUGCAGUAAAUGUGACACCUUCUGGCACACCAUCUCCUAACAAUGACUCUCCGAAGCUCGAUCAGACACCAGGAUGGAAAAAGUUCUUUACAUAUGUUGGUCCUGGUUUUCUUGUCUCUUUGGCCUACCUUGAUCCUGGAAAUAUGGAAACUGAUUUGCAAGCUGGAGCUAACCAUGGUUAUGAGCUGUUGUGGAUCAUACUUAUUGGACUCAUAUUUGCACUUAUAAUUCAAUCAUUGGCGGCAAAUCUUGGAGUAUGCACCGGGAAACACCUUUCAGAAGUAUGUAAGGCUGAAUAUCCAAUAUUUGUGAAGUAUUGUUUAUGGAUAUUAGCAGAGCUUGCUGUCAUAGCUGCAGACAUACCUGAAGUGAUUGGGACAGCAUUUGCUCUUAACAUACUAUUUCACAUUCCAGUAUGGGGAGGAGUUUUGUUAACUGGAUGCAGUACUCUCUUGUUUUUGGGCCUACAAAGAUUUGGAGUAAGGAAGUUGGAACUGUUGAUAUCGAUCUUAGUAUUUGUAAUGGCUGCGUGUUUCUUCGGAGAAAUGAGCUAUGUAAAACCCCCUGCUUCUGGUGUAGUCGAAGGAAUGUUCGUCCCUAAACUCAAUGGAAAUGGCGCCGUAGCCGAUGCUAUUGCCCUUUUGGGUGCCCUUAUCAUGCCGCACAAUCUUUUCCUCCACUCUGCACUAGUGUUAUCUAGAAAAAUACCUGGUUCAAAACGCGGCAUCAAUGAUGCAUGUAGAUACUUCCUAAUUGAGAGUGGUUUCGCUUUGUUUGUGGCAUUUCUAAUCAAUGUUGCAAUGAUUUCUGUAUCUGGAACUGUUUGUACUGCCAAAGACAUUACUGCUGAAAAUGUUGAACGUUGCAGUGAUCUUACCCUUAACUCCGCUUCUUUUCUUCUCAAGAAUGUAUUGGGGCGUUCAAGCUCGAUCAUUUAUGCCAUAGCAUUGUUAGCUUCUGGACAAAGUUCUGCCAUCACUGGCACCUAUGCAGGCCAAUUUAUCAUGCAGGGUUUUUUGGACUUAAAGAUGAAGAAAUGGGUUAGGAACUUGUUGACUAGGAUUGUUGCCAUAGCACCUAGUCUUGUUGUCUCAAUCAUUGGUGGUUCUUCUGGAGCCGGACGACUUAUCAUCAUUGCAUCGAUGAUUCUUUCUUUUGAACUUCCAUUUGCUUUAAUUCCACUCCUUAAAUUUAGCAGCAGUAGUACUAAAAUGGGACCUCACAAGAAUUCAAUGAUCAUUAUUGUCAUCUCAUGGAUUCUAGGUUUGGGAAUCAUUGGUAUCAAUGUGUACUACCUCAUUACUGCUUUUGUGGGUUGGAUAAUUCACAGCAGUUUACCAAAAGUGGCAAAUGUGUUCAUUGGAAUCAUAGUUUUUCCUCUAAUGGCACUGUAUAUUGUCUCGGUUAUCUAUCUAACCUUUAGAAAAGACACUGUUAAAACAUUUGUUGAGGUCAAGGAUGACCCAGCAAUGCAAACUCACAUGGAAAAAGGAUUUGUAAAUGAUGGUCAGUUAGCGUUGAGUAAUGCUCCUUACAGAGAAGAUUUAGUUGAUAUCCCACUGCCAGAGGGACCUAGAUUGUGA